This is a messenger RNA of Drosophila obscura, 3097 nucleotides long. Its product is annotated as trithorax group protein osa. The transcript has 2 exons. The record is from RefSeq and is a predicted model, not a curated record. Bases 292 to 3093 code for a protein of 933 amino acids. NCBI's taxonomy places the organism in Eukaryota, Metazoa, Arthropoda, Insecta, Diptera, Drosophilidae.
AUCAGGUCGACGUUGCAUUCGUUUUUAUUCAGUCAUGUGAUUUGCCAGCGAAUGAAACUCCAAUUACGAGUACGAGUGCCCAGUGCAAUAAAACAGCAAUCCCAGAAAAAAACCCUACCAAAAAAGGCAGGAGAAGGAAAAUUCAACAAAGAAAAGCUUCGAUUGGGCAAGACACUACGGAGAACUCUGUUGGGCAAGCAGAACGUGGAUAGUUAUACCGAGGAGAUCUAGCUGCAGCAGAGUAUAUAAGCGAGCUCUCAGACAGCAGCGGAAGUUAGUAAGUGGAAGAAAAUGGAUAAAUAUUCACAGUGCUGGCAGACUUUGCUGUGGCUAUGGCUGCUGGCCUUUGGGCUCUGUGGUGUUCUGGGAGCUGAAGAUCGAACCAUCAGGCUGCCUGCACUGGAAGUCUCUGCUGCCUUGCCCAUCUCUGUGGCUUCAGCUGCCGUCAAGCAAAAGAAGGAAUCUCCACUGGAGCCUCUGCACCGCUCCAAGAGAACUCUAACCACCAUUUGCGUGGAGAUCAAGCCAAGUGGACCGCUGGAGGAGCCCUACUACAUGUGCAAGGGUGAGAAUUUCGGCACUGAUAACAAACAGAGCUGCGUGGAAUUCAAGCCCGGUGGCGCCCAGGGCGAGCUCUACUACAUGUGCAAGGGCAACGAUUUUGCCAGUGGAAAUGGACAGGCGGAUCAGCCCUCUGCCUUGCCUGGGUUUCCCUACCAAAAGCCACAACAAGCUGCACCGAUUGCACACACCUUUCCGUCGUUUCCCGCCUUUGGAGGCGGGUUAUUUCCAGGCCAACAGCAGUAUGAGGAAGACGGCAGGGAAACGCCAGCGACGGCAUACCAGGAGCAGCAGCGUCCUGGCCAAGGGGCGCAACAAAAUCCACAACAGCAGCCCCAAAACAUUCCUCAGCAGCCCCAAAAUGUUCCUCAGCAGCUCCAAAAUGUUCCUCAGCAGCAGCCCCAAUAUGCAGAGCGACCUCAGCAGCAGCCCUUCAAUCAUCAACAGCAAUUGGGCUACCCUGGCGGCACCCUGGCUCCCCCUCCGGCUGCAUUUGCUGCGCAGUCAAAUGGCCUGCCAGCAGUUCCUCGCCCAAAUCCAGGCAGCCCGUCAGCACUUCAAUACGGAGUUGCUGCAGGCCCAGGCCCAACGGCCACGCCCACUGCAUAUAAUACUGCAGCAGCUCAGAAGUCGGCGGCAGCUACAAAAACAGCGCAGGGACAGCAAUACGAGAGGCCAACGCCAGUGGUAGGAAGUCGCCAUCAGCCUGGCAUGGAUGGGGAUGUGUUGGGAAUGCCGAGAGUGGGCUUCCAAGCGGAGGAAUUCAGACAGCGCUAUCGAGGUUCCAUGGGAGAAGCACCGAUAAAGAAGCAGCAGCAGCAGCCACAGCAGCAACAGGAGUUGGCAGAGCCACAAAUGGUCUGGUUACCACCUUCCCCAGUGGAUGACCUACACGAUGAUCCCGUAAUGAGAUCGUUUUACAAUAGCUUGGCGCCAUCAGAGCCAAUAGUAGGAGCAGCAGCACCACCAAUGGCUAAAGCAGCAGCAGGCCCAACAGUAGGAGCAGCAGAGCCACCCCCAAGGACUCCACACCACCCAAGCAGAAACCAGCCAAUGCAACUUGCCGUACCCAUCGAACCUCUGGUGGGUCAAAGCUAUCAGCCAUUCUACGGCCAAUCCGCUGAGCCGCAGGCACCGCCAACAUUGCCACCGCCACCGCCUGCCUAUGCCAGGCCGGAGGUGCCGCCGUCAUCCAGCCUGGAACCAACAACAAAUGGCUACAACUCCUACUGCAAUGGCUGCAAUGCUCCUGUUAUGCCGCGACCCUGUUCAGCGGACACGGGUGUGAGCUACAGCACAAUGUGUCCCAGCUUUCAGCCUGUGAUCAUCGCCAUGCCCUGCUACGAGCAGCAGCCCACGCAUUAUCUGGCGCUGCCAAACAGAGCGCCAAGCGUAGGAGGAGGCAUAACCAGGACUUAUGGCAAUGAGCUGCCUGCUGGCAGUCCCUAUGGACCGUCUUAUGGUGUAAAUCAACAGGUGGGAAGUCCGUAUGGCAUGUCUCAGCAGGUGGGCAGCGCCUAUGGAAUGCAGCAGCAGGUGGGCAGUCCCUUCGGAGCUAAUCAGCAGGGUGGCAGUACCUUCGGAGCUAAUCAGCAGGGUGGCAGUACCUUCGGAGCGAAUCAGCAGGUUGGAAGUCCUUUUGGAAUGACUCCACAGGUUGGCAGUCCCUUCGGAGCUAAUCAGCAGGGUGGCAGUACCUUCGGAGCUAAUCAGCAGGUUGGAAGUCCUUUUGGAAUGGCUCCACAGGUUGGCAGUCCCUUCGGAGCGAAUCAGCAGGGUGGCAGUACCUUCGGCAAUGCUCCUCAGGUGGGCAGUCCCUUCGGAAUGGCACCACAGAUGGGUAUUAAUCCCAAUUCCGGAUUCAACAUGAAUAUGGGCGCCCAAGUGGGCAGCCCCUUUGGCCUGGCCGGUGGUCCUCAGGUCGGAGCUGGCUUCGGUAUGGGCCUGAAUCCCUUUGGACCAUUUGGCGGCCUCAAUCCGUUCAAUCCAUUCAACAGAAUUCUGGGCGCUGCAGCACCCACAACGCCACAGCCCCAAAAGAAUGGUUUCCAGCGCAUUUUCCAGUUUCCAGACAGCUCCACGACGACGACGACAACAACAACAGAGCCACCAACCGUGGGCUCAACUGUGCAGCAAUCCUCGGAAAAGGCGGGAAAACUAAACUUUUCCAGCAGCACACCGACGACGGCUUCGAGCUCUGCCUCAUCAUCGGAGCCUAGCUUGGGGGCGGCACUCGCGAGCCCUGGAGACGAGGAUGAACACGAGGAGGAGGAUGAGGAGGAAGACGAAGAUCAUGUGGAGACAACACCAGCAGUGUCCAGUGAAGAGGAUACCUCUGGAGCCGCCUCCCUCGAGGCUAUACCCUUGGGAAAGCUCACUGCCAGGGACCUGAUGAACAAGGCCGAGGAGAGUCUCAAGACCAAUGACCAGGGACCCACCGAGAAUCCAUUGAAGACCGAAAAGCGCAAACGCCACAAUGCCCGAACCAACAAGGGGAUUAACCAGAAGCGAAAGUAUCUGCAGCAACUCUAGAAUU